This is a messenger RNA of Entrophospora sp. SA101, 285 nucleotides long. The record is from the annotation of a GenBank genome assembly. Lineage: Eukaryota; Fungi; Glomeromycota; Glomeromycetes; Entrophosporales; Entrophosporaceae.
AUGGCUUCAAUUGCUGCAGGAUUUGGUGGCAAUAUUGCAGUUAUCGAAACUAACAGUAAUCACAACAGGGACCCAAAUAAGCGUCAAAAUCCAGCUAACAAUGAUCGUAGUAGGAUACAUAUAAGAGUCAAAACUCAUAUAGUUCAACUAGUUCCACAAGUCCUGGUCCUAAACAACUUCAUAAAAGUCUUACAAGUCGUAAUGAAAACAUAUUUACAACAUGAGGCGAAAAAAACUGAUAGUGGUGGUAUUAGAGAUUCAACCACAACAGAAACACCAGAGUAA